Messenger RNA from Chinchilla lanigera (long-tailed chinchilla), 2501 nucleotides. It is a transcript of the gene Ddx27, whose product is annotated as DEAD (Asp-Glu-Ala-Asp) box polypeptide 27. NCBI's taxonomy places the organism in Eukaryota, Metazoa, Chordata, Mammalia, Rodentia, Chinchillidae. The record is from RefSeq and is a predicted model, not a curated record. The transcript is spliced from 21 exons. Gene Ontology annotation, molecular function: ATP binding; RNA helicase activity; nucleic acid binding. Bases 60 to 2357 code for a protein of 765 amino acids.
GAAGAGGGCGGGUCUGACGGCGCGAGGAGCUCGCUUCCGGAAUUGACCUCUGCUUCAGCAUGCUUGCGGAGCUGGGUUUAAUCGGGACGAUAGGCGAAGAUGACGAGGUGCCGGUGGAGCCCGAGUCUGACUCCGGGGACGAGGAGGAAGAGGGGCCCAUUGUGCUGGGCCGAAAGCAGAAAGCCUUGCAGAAGACCCGCAGUGUUGAUUUCAAUCCUGACUUCGUUUUUACGGAGAAGGAAUCUAUGUACGAUGACAGCUGGGCCCUGGCUGAUGUCAUGAGCCAGCUCAAGAAGAAGAGGGCAGCCACUACGUUAGAUGAGAAGAUUGAGAAAGUGCGAAAGAAAAGGAAAACAGAGGAUAAAGAAGCCAAAUCAGGGAAGUUGGAGGAUAAAGCAGCCCAGGCGGGCUCUGACCUAGAGGAGCAGGAGGCUCUUGAAGGGAAAGAGGAGGUAGCAGCUUCUGCAGAUGAAGAGUCAGAGACCGACUACUCAUCUGCUGAGGAGAACAUCCUCACCAAAGCAGAUACGCUCAAAGUAAAGGAGCGGAAGAAGAAGAAGAAGAAAGGACAGGAGACGGGAGGAUUCUUUGAAGAUGCAUCUCAGUAUGAUGAGAGUCUCUCCUUCCAGGACAUGAACCUCUCCCGGCCUCUUCUGAAGGCCAUUUCAGCCAUGGGCUUCAAGCAGCCCACGCCAAUCCAGAAGGCAUGCAUCCCUGUGGGUCUGCUAGGGAAGGACAUCUGCGCCUGUGCAGCCACUGGGACAGGUAAAACUGCAGCUUUUGCUCUGCCAGUCCUGGAGCGUCUGAUCUACAAGCCCCGCCAGGCCCCAGUCACCCGUGUGCUGGUGCUGGUUCCCACUCGAGAGCUGGGGAUCCAGGUGCAUUCCGUCACCAAGCAGCUAGCGCAGUUCUGUAGCAUCACCACCUGCCUGGCUGUCGGUGGCCUAGAUGUGAAGUCUCAGGAAGCAGCGCUUCGGGCAGCACCUGACAUCCUCAUCGCCACCCCGGGACGGCUCAUUGAUCACCUUCACAACUGUCCUUCCUUCCACCUGAGCAGCAUUGAGGUGCUUAUCCUGGAUGAGGCUGACAGGAUGCUGGACGAGUACUUCGAGGAGCAGAUGAAAGAGAUCAUCCGAUUGUGCUCCCACCACCGCCAGACCAUGCUGUUCUCGGCCACCAUGACGGAUGAGGUGAAAGAUCUGGCCUCAGUCUCUCUGAAAAACCCUGUCCGGAUAUUUGUGAACAGCAACACAGACGUGGCUCCCUUCCUGCGGCAGGAGUUCAUCCGGAUCCGGCCGAAUCGGGAAGGGGACCGGGAAGCUAUUGUUGCAGCUCUGCUGACAAGAACCUUUACUGACCACGUGAUGCUGUUCACUCAGACCAAGAAGCAGGCCCACCGCAUGCACAUCCUCCUGGGGCUCCUGGGGCUGCAGGUGGGUGAGCUCCAUGGCAACUUGUCACAGACCCAGCGGCUGGAGGCCCUCCGGCGCUUUAAGGAUGAACAGAUUGAUGUCCUUGUUGCCACAGAUGUGGCGGCCCGUGGACUUGACAUUGAAGGGGUCAAAACGGUAAUCAACUUCACCAUGCCCAACACCGUCAAGCACUACGUGCAUCGGGUGGGGCGAACUGCGCGAGCUGGCAGGGCUGGGCGCUCUGUGUCUCUGGUCGGGGAAGAGGAAAGGAAGAUGCUGAAGGAGAUUGUGAAGGCUGCCAAGGCCCCUGUGAAGGCCCGGAUCCUUCCGCAAGAUGUUAUCCUCAGGUUCCGGGACAAGAUUGAGAAGAUGGAGAAAGAUGUGUAUGCAGUGCUGCAGCUGGAGGCGGAGGAAAGAGAGAUGCAGCAUUCGGAAGCCCAGAUCAACACAGCCCAGCGGCUCUUGGAGAAGGGGAAGGAGGCAGCAGACCAAGAACCUGAGAGGAGCUGGUUCCAGACCAAAGAGGAGAGGAAGAAGGAAAAAAUUGCUAAGGCUCUGCAGGAGUUUGACUUGGCCUUACGAGGAAAAAAGAAAAGGAAGAAGUUCAUGAAGGACGCCAAGAAAAAGGGAGAGAUGACAGCAGAGGAAAGGUCCCAGUUUGAAAUCCUCAAGGCACAGAUGUUUGCUGAGCGGCUGGCCAAGAGGAAUCGCAGAGCGAAGCGGGCCAGGGCAAUGCCUGAGGAGGAACCGGCGAAAGGCCCUGCCAAGAAGCAAAGUCAGAGGAAGAAAUCUGUAUUUGAUGAAGAACUCACCAACACGAGCAAGAAGGCCCUGAAACAGUAUCGAGCUGGCCCUUCCUUUGAAGAAAGGAAACAGUUGGGUCUGCCCCACCAGAGAAGAGGAGGAAACUUCAAAUCCAAGUCCAGAUACAAGAGGAGGAAGUAGCUGUGAUGGCCUGAAGACAUUUGUGAUACAAUCCCUUCCCUGUGGGAAGUCAUCCUGGUUUGGUUUAUAUUGUCUUCAUUUAAAAAAAAAAAAAGUUUAAAAAGCGUCGUUUGCGCAUUAAAAAAAUAAAAAGUUGGGGCAGUG